Messenger RNA from Sphaeroforma arctica JP610, 319 nucleotides. RefSeq lists its product as hypothetical. The annotation marks the transcript as partial. The record is from RefSeq and is a predicted model, not a curated record. The transcript has a single exon. Lineage: Eukaryota; Ichthyosporea; Ichthyophonida.
CCCUGUUUCUGCAAUAGCCCACACAGGCUGGAUAGGGAUUUGGCUUUACUGAGAGAUGUACUGUGGGGUGCUGUGGGUAGUGUGAGCGUGGCACGUAAUCUGUUAUAUUCCCGCGAACCUGCCGCUGCUAUUCUAUUGCGGCAGGUUCCCGCAUACAUCAUUAGCAAGCUCAUAUCGACUGCUUGUGUACGAUUAGCGUGCACUUGGAAGUUGGAACUGGUUGAGUGUCGUCUCUUGGUCACCCCCAAAACCCUAUACAAACCCAAGAACCUAAGCUUCCCAAUUUGUAUUGUCCCUCUUGUGCAUUCAGCAACAUGCA